AUGGCAGAUCUGCAAACCCAAGUCUUCGACGCCGUAGAUGAUGAGCUCUCAUACAUUCUUUUGACGGAACUUCUAGCAUACCAAUUCUGCUCCCCAGUGCAAUGGAUAACGGCCCAGGACGCCUUCCUAGGCGGACCGCAAGGGGCCACCCGCAUCAUUGAGGUCGGCCCGGACCAGACACUGCUGAACAUGGCCCGCAAGACUCUCACGACCGAGUUUGCCACCGAGGACACGGCAUAUGGGAGGGUGAGGGAACUGCUUAGCUUGAAGAAGGAUGCAAAUACGAUCUACUACCGGACCGAGGCACAUGUCGCAUUGCCAGAGCCCGCGCCGGCGGAAGCCCCGGUUGAGAAAACUACGGCUGUGUUUGUUCAACAAGUGAAUGGUGUCGCCAAUCCGACCCCAAAAACAGCACAUGCACUUAUUACCGACACUCCUAUUCCCGCCCUCUCAAUCCUCAUCCUUUUAAUCGCCACCUCACUUAAAAGGCACGCCAUCUCUCUCCCCACCGACAUACCCAUAAACACCCUCUGCGGCGGUCGCUCGACCAUCCAAAACGAGAUUAUUGGAGACCUCACCAAGGAGUUUGGUGCGCUCCCUGACCAGCCCGAGGCCAUGAACAUUGCUGAACUCGCUGCCCAGCUUCCCAACGGAAGGCUGGGCCCCUGCAGCAUGGCGCUCGUCAACAAGAUGGCUGGCAUGAAGCUGUGCGCCGGCGGAAGCGUGGCGAGUUUGAGAAAGGCUUUCGAGGGUAAAGGAUUCGGACCAGGCAUGCAAGACCGCGCGCUCGUCAAGUGCGUGGCUAUGCAGCCGGACGUGAGAUUGGCGACCCAGAAUGACGUAGACGGGUUUGCGGCCGAAGUUGCCAGUGCCGUGCUGAAAGACGUCGGUAUUGAUCCGGCUAGUGUGGCGACCAUCGACCAGGACAUCAGCUCAACUGAGACAGGACAAGUUGUAUCCUCCAAGGCGUUGCAAGAUCUACGGGUCGAGAUGCAAGGAACAUACAAAGACGUGAGGCAGCUGCUAGCUCGCCACUCUGGCCAAAACUAUGAGACAACCGCGGCGGAGCUCACCACGCUCCGUGCUGCGGUAGGUGACUUGCAGCAACGAUUAGACGCAUGGACAGCUGAGCUAGGGGAUAAGUUCGAGGUCGGCAUCGUCCCUGCACUGGUCGGGUGCCAGCAAAAAGUGCGGGUGUAUGAGUCCUGGUGGAACUGGGCUGUCCAAGACGUCCUGCGGCUGUUCCACGGGCUCGCCUCUGGUAAUGUGAGCUUGGACUGGGCACAAGACAUGAUUGAAAAGGUGGCAAGGAGAAGCUCUGAUCGGCUAGUCAAGGUCGUGGAGUGGUAUUCGAGAAGGGUGCAGACGCUGCCUGCGGGUGAACAAAGAGAAAAUGCGCAGCACUUCAUGACCAUGUUGGAAACCCGGGUAAAAGCAGCGGCAGGGCAGGAAGCCACUGUGUUCUGCCACACAACCCUGUCCACAUCGUCGCUCCUUCAGUACAAGACAGAUAGGAAGUCAAUGGCGGAAGAAACCAUCCGCAUCUUACCAGAUUCCGCCCCUUCGUCGCUCUUCUCCAGCAGCCCAUCGACACCCUCCUUCCCCGACGUGUCGGCAAUCAGGCCAUUUUGCACAAGCGGCACUCCUUUUAUCAAAACUCUUGAUAACCGCGACGGCUGGAUAUAUAAUACAGUCCUUUCUACGGCUUACACGUCUUGGUUCGAACACUCGGCUUUAUCAGGCAUCUCCUUUACCGACAGGACUGUACUGAUUACAGGCGCUGGUCGAAAUUCCAUCGGCGCCGAGAUUGUCUCGCUAUUGCUUUCCGCCGGCGCCCAAAUAGUUGUCACCACCAGCUCAUACUCAUACGAAACCCUUGCCUUUUAUCGGAGCCUCUACAAUACUCACGGGGCUCGCGGAUCUAAGCUCGUCGUUCUUCCCUUCAAUGCAUGCAGCGCAUUGGACGUGGACGCGCUGGUAGCAUAUAUUUACAAGGAUUUGUGUUGGGAUUUGGACCAUGUUAUCCCGUUUGCAGCCAUUAGCGAGACGGGUAGACCAAUCGAUCGCAUCGAUUCUACGUCCGACCUCGCCCACCGUGCUAUGUUAACAAACAUAGUACGUUUACUUGGGGCUAUCAAAGCGGCCAAAGAAACCCGGGACAUUUGGACCCAUCCAACACAUGUAUUAUUGCCACUGUCUCCCAACCACGGAUCUUUUGGGCAGGAUGGGCUGUAUGCCGAGUCCAAAUUCGGUUUGGAGGCCCUGCUAUAUAAAUAUUUUUCUGAAAAUUGGACAGACUUUCUUAGCCUGUGCGGUGCGGUUAUCGGUUGGACCAAGGGCACUGGGCUGAUGGCGGACAAUGACGCGCUUGCGGUGGGCGUCGAGGCCGAAUUGGGGGUGCGCACCUUUUCCAUCCAUGAGAUGGCAUGGCAUUUGGUCGGCCUUCUCGAUUCGGAGCAGCUCCGCACAGCAUGCGACUCUGGCCCGCUUAUGGCUGACAUCUCGGGCGGGCUGACUCCUUGGUUAAAGCUACAGCCAGCAUUGGACCGCAUCCGGCAAAGGGUGAAGGACCAGGCCGACGUGGAAAGAGCCCUCGCAUUCGAGGAGGCACGCAACAGCCAAAAUAAGACCAAGGUCAAGUUAACGCCACUUGCCAGGCUCAAGGUCAAUGCCAUGGAGCUCCCAGUUUGGAAAGACGUCGAGCCCUAUACGACCGCCCUGCAAGGAAUGGUUGACCUUGAUCAAGUUGUUGUGGUGGUUGGCUUUGGAGAGGUGGGAUCUUGUGGCAGCUCCCGCACACGCUGGGAGCUCGAGGUUAACGGUACCCUCUCCAUAGAGGGUUGUCUGGAACUGGCGUGGGCUAUGGGCCUCGUCACAUACCACAAGGGCCCAUUGUCGCUGUCACGGGCUGGCGGCAGCAACAACUAUUAUUCUGGGUGGUUGGAUGCGGAGACCAAAACACCCAUUACCGACUCCGAAAUCAAGACAAGGUACGAAGGCCACAUUCUCGCCAAUACGGGCAUCCGACCUCGAGCACGUCGGGGCCAUGAUCUCGUCGGCCCCGAUUCGGAGCAGGAGCUCCACGAGAUUAUCUUGCAACAGGAUCUUGCCCCCAUAGCUGUGAGUGCUGAAACAGCAGCACACCUGGUCCGGCAGCACGGCUCCCACGCAAGUAUUACGCAAGCCGAUGGUCAGGUAUACGUUACCAUACACUCGGGAGCAACCCUCCUUCUUCUAAAAUCCAAGCCAUUCGACCACACUAUAUCCGCGCAAAUGCCGACAGGCUGGUCAGCGGCACGAUACGGUAUUCCAGAGGAUAUAAUUUCACAAGUCGACCCGGUUACACUUUACUCUUUAGUGGCCGCCUCGGAAGCCUUCCUUUCGGCGGGCAUCCCGGAUCCUUUCGAGCUAUAUGGUGACGAUAUAGGGAGCGGUCCCGCAGAGGUUGGAAAUUGUCUAGGUACUAGCAUGGGUGGCGUACAAGCGACAUUUGACCUGUUCAAAGGCCAGUUUCUUGGGCGCGAAAGCCAAAAUGACGCGCUUGCUGAAUCCUUUGCCAACACGCCCGCUGCCUGGUUAAACAUGCUGCUCCUGGGGGCCGCGGGGCCCAUUCGUACCCCUGUAGGAGCAUGUGCCACAGCCCUUGAGAGCCUUGAUAAUGCUUACGACCUACUGGUCCGUGGGCGGGCAAGAUUCGUUUUGGCAGGAGGGGCGGACUCACUAGAACGGGACGUCGCGCAGGGUUUCGCACGGAUGGGCGCAACCGUUGACGGCACAGCGGAGGCGAGCAAGGGCCGCACGCCGAUGGAGGCUAGUCGACCCAUGGCUUCGACGCGGGCUGGGUUUGUGGAAGGCGAGGGUUGCGGCGUGCAGAUCUUAACCACGGCCCGCACGGCAAUCGACCUAGGCCUGCCGGUUUACGGUGUUAUUGCUCUUACACAUACCGCUGCUGAUGGCAUCGGGAGGUCGCUGCCUGCGCCUGGCAAAGGAGUGUUGACUGCCGCCGCAGAGUGUGGCAAUGCCCCUGGGGAUGUGCUGGAUAUCGGGUACCGUAAAGCACAGCUUGAUACAGAGCUGGCCCGGAUAGCUCGGGAUCGAGAAGCGGAGUUUGAAUUUAUAAACAGCCAGCAACAAAUUCCAGCCGCCGAGAAAUCCCGAAAGCUAGCACAGGUUAUUUCCCGCACCGAGGCCGCAGUCCGCUCGGCGAGACAGUACUACUGCAGCCGUCUUUGUUUUGACAAGACCAUAUCGCCUUUACGGGGUGCGCUGGCGGUAUGGGGGCUGACAAUCGACGACGUGGAGGUCGCCUCGAUGCAUGGCACCAGCACCUCCCUGGGCGAUAUAAACGAGGCCAUGGUCCUCCAGUUGCAACUUGCACAUUUAGGCCGCAAGCCAGGAAACGUUAUGGCGUGCGUCUGCCAGAAGUCUGUCGUGGGCCACGCCAAAGCCGCAGCCGGAGCUCUGGCCGUUAACGGGGCGCUGCAAAUCCUCUCGUCCCAAGGCUGCGUCCCCGGCAACCGGCAUCUGGACGAUGUGGAGGUCAAACUACGGGAGAAGGAUAUGCUUUUCUUCCCCGGGCAGACAGUAGAUAUUGGACAGGGGAUGGUAAAGGCGGUUACAAUUACGAGCUUUGGGUUUGGCCAAAAGGGUGCGCAGGUUCUUGCCGUUAAUCCGGCUUUGCUUUUCGCUGCCCUUCCCGGUGGUGAGCAAGAGUAUGAGGCAUAUUUGCACAAGUCAAUGGAACGGAGGGCAAAGGCAAACAGAGCUUUCCAACAGGUGCUGUAUGGCGGUAGUGGGAUGGUGAGAGUCAAGAAAGAAGGCUUAGUUGGGAAGGAAGAAGUUGGGAGGGUACUUUUACAAAGAAAGUGA
This is a messenger RNA of Pyricularia grisea, 4869 nucleotides long. RefSeq lists its product as uncharacterized. Lineage: Eukaryota; Fungi; Ascomycota; Sordariomycetes; Magnaporthales; Pyriculariaceae. Gene Ontology annotation, molecular function: holo-[acyl-carrier-protein] synthase activity; fatty acid synthase activity; 3-oxoacyl-[acyl-carrier-protein] synthase activity. The record is from RefSeq and is a predicted model, not a curated record. Gene Ontology annotation, cellular component: fatty acid synthase complex. The transcript has 2 exons. Bases 1 to 4869 code for a protein of 1622 amino acids. Gene Ontology annotation, biological process: long-chain fatty acid biosynthetic process.